AAUCCCUCCUCACUCCCACGCUCAAGCGACGUCGACUCGCACCAACAGCUGAUUCUCCAAUAAUCCAAUCUCCAAACCAUUGAGUUCUCGCGCCACGUACCUACAGAUCCGGCAAUGGACAACCAUGGAGAGAAGACCAUCAUCCACACGCUGCGAGACGCGCUGCUUCACUUCGCAGUCAAGUCCAAGAAGCUCGCGUCGCCGCUGCUGGAGCCGUUCGGGCGCGCGUCCCAGCCGGCCACCGUCGACGACGACGAGCUGACGGCGCUCAAGUCAAAGCUGCGGCGGAUCCGCACCACGCUCCGCGACGCCGAGAGCCUGUCCGUCACCGACCGCUCCGUCCAGCUGUGGCUGGCCGAGCUCGGCGACCUCGAGCACCGGGCCGAGGACGUUGUCGAGGAGCUGGAGUACGAGUCCCGCCGCUCGGCGCAGCUGGAGGAGCUCAAGCAAGACCUGCUCUACGCCGCCACGACGGGGAAGCGGCGCCGGGAGGUGGCGCUGCUGUUCGCGCCCGCGCCGGCGAGGCGGCUCCGCCGCAAGAUCGACGACGUCUGGGCGAGGUACGAGGAGAUCUCGUCCGACAGGAAGAAGCUCCGGCUGUGGCCCGGCGACGGCGCGCCCCGGCCCGCGGCGAGCCCGCUCGUGCCAAGCAGCGCGCUUCCCCGUAGCGAGCGCCUCCACGGGCGGCAGCGCGACAUCGAGAGGGUCGCCGCCGCGCUAGUACGCGGGGAGCCGGACGCCGGGAGGAGCUACGCCGUCGUGCCCAUCGUCGGGAUGGCCGGCGUCGGCAAGACGGCUCUGAUGCAGCACGUCUGCGGCAUGGAGGCCGUCAAGUCGCACUUUGAACUGACGCACUGGAUUUGGGUCUCCCAGGAGUUUGACGUCGUCAGCGUGACCCGCAAGAUCGUCGAGGCGGUCACCAGAUCACCGCCGGAGUGCAGCGAGCUGAGCACGCUUCAUGAGCUCAUAGUCGAGCACCUUGCGGGGAAGAGGUGUUUGAUCGUUCUCGACGACGUGUGGGAUGACAAUCCCAGCCACUGGAACAGCCUGACGGCCCCGCUGAGCUGCUGCGCGCCAGGGAGCGCGGUUGCCGUGACGACGAGGAGCAAUAAGGUUGCUAGGAUGGUGAGCACCAAGGUGUAUCAUCUCAAAUGUUUGUCAGAUGAAGACUGCUGGCGUGUAUGCCAGCGACGGGCGCUGCCCAAUAGCGAUGCCAACGUCGACCAAGAACUUGUAGAGAUCGGUGAGAAGAUUGCAAAGAAAUGUCAGGGCUUGCCAUUGGCGGCAGAGGCAGCUGGUAGCGCCCUGAGCACUUCAACCAGCUGGAAGCACUGGGAUGAAGUCCUGAAUAACGACUUGUGGGCUGACAAUGAGGUGAAGAAUCUGGUACUGCCGGUCCUGAAGGUGAGCUACGAUCACCUGUCCAUGCCGCUGAAGCGUAGCUUUGCCUUUUGUUCAUUGUUUCCAAAGGGCUUCGCCUUCGACAAAGAUCUGCUAGUCCAGCUGUGGACUGCGCAGGGUUUUGUGGAUGCUGAAGGAGACUGCAGCCUUGAAGCCAUUGCCAAUGGCUACUUCAAUGACUUGGUGUCAAAGUGCUUCUUCCACCCUUCCCCAUCUCAUGCUAUCAGCGAAGGGAAGUUUGUUAUGCAUGACCUGUACCAGGAGCUUGCUCAGUUUGUUUCAGGCAAUGAAUGUAGGAUGAUACAGCUCCCUAAUUCGAUGAAAAUAGAUGACAGCCCUCGGCAUUUGUCCUUUGUCGAUGAGGAAUCUCAUUCUGUUGAAGAAAUAAACUUAAACUCAUUUUGUGGUCAUCGUGAUCUACGAACCUUCCUGUUCAUUACAAAAACAGAAUAAAACCAGGAGGAGAUGGCCUUCAGAACAAAGAUUCCUUCU
Sorghum bicolor (sorghum) is the source of this 1893-nucleotide messenger RNA. RefSeq names its product putative disease resistance RPP13-like protein 1. NCBI's taxonomy places the organism in Eukaryota, Viridiplantae, Streptophyta, Magnoliopsida, Poales, Poaceae. Gene Ontology annotation, biological process: defense response to other organism. Gene Ontology annotation, molecular function: ADP binding. The transcript has a single exon. The record is from RefSeq and is a predicted model, not a curated record. The coding region runs from base 115 to 1854 and encodes 579 amino acids.